CCUGUCGUCGUCGUCUUCAUAUCAGCCAGUGUUCGUAAGACAAAUCCCUUCGUUUCCAGUUUUCGUUGCAAUAAUCUAAAGCAGAAGUAGAGCAAAAAUGUCGAUGAUUCCGAGCAUUUUUGGCAGUCGAAGCAAUAUUUUCGAUCCAUUCUCACUCGAAAUCUGGGAUCCAUUCGAGGGCUUCCCCUUCAACAACAACAACAACUCCUCCCUCACUUCCAUCCCCAAUUCGGCUCGUGAAACCUCUGUAGUGGCCAGUGCUCGCAUUGACUGGAAGGAGACCCCUCAAGCUCACGUGUUUCAUGCCGAUCUCCCAGGGCUGAAGAAGGAAGAGGUGAAGGUGGAAGUGGAGGAAGGAAAAGUUCUCCAGAUAAGCGGUGAGAGGAGCAGAGAGCAGGAAGAGAAGACAGACAAGUGGCACCGCGUGGAAAGGAGCAGCGGCAAGUUCGUGAGGCGGUUCAGGUUGCCUGAGAACGCCAAGAUGGAUCAUGUGAAGGCUAGCAUGGAGAACGGGGUGCUCACUGUAACCGUCCCCAAGGAGGAGGAGAAGAAGCCCGAGGUUAAGACCAUCGAGAUCUCUGGCUAGAAGCUUUCUGUUUCUUGUGAUCUGCUAAUACUGAUAUGAAUGUAGAAUUUGCUUAUAAAUAAGUCUCUAAUCUUUAAG
Telopea speciosissima is the source of this 664-nucleotide messenger RNA. Its product is annotated as 18.2 kDa class I heat shock protein-like. Gene Ontology annotation, biological process: protein complex oligomerization; response to hydrogen peroxide; response to heat. Lineage: Eukaryota; Viridiplantae; Streptophyta; Magnoliopsida; Proteales; Proteaceae. The record is from RefSeq and is a predicted model, not a curated record. Bases 98 to 586 code for a protein of 162 amino acids. The transcript has a single exon.